UGCGCGCUCGUCUCGGAAGUGGAGGCGGAGGCGUGGUUGCCGGGGUGACGGCGGGAUGGGGAAAGAGCAGGAGCUUCUGGAGGCCUCCCGCACCGGUAACCGGGCAGCGGUAGAGAGGUUGUUAGGGGGGAAACGGUUGAGUGGGGCCGGUCCAGGAGGAGCCUCUGGGGGCGGAGCUGGAGUAUCUGGAGGAGGGUCUUCUUCCAGUCACCCGCUAAGCAGCCUGCUCAGUAUCUGGCGUGGCCCCAAUGUGAAUUGUGUUGAUAGCUCAGGAUACACCCCUUUACAUCACGCCUCUCUUAAUGGACACAAGGAAGUUGUGGAAGUUCUUCUGAGGAAUGAGGCUGUGACGAACAUUGCCGACUGUAAAGGUUGUUUUCCUCUGCAUCUUGCAGCAUGGAAGGGAGAUGCUCAAAUAGUACGACUUCUCAUUCAUCAUGGACCUUCCCAUGCAAAAGUCAAUGAACAAAAUGUCCCAGAAGUGAAAAAGUAUGGCCCUUUCCAUCCUUAUGUGAAUGCCAAGAACAAUGAUAAUGAGACGGCUCUACACUGUGCAGCCCAGUAUGGGCACACUGAAGUGGUUCGUGUUUUGUUAGAAGAGCUGACAGACCCUACGAUGCGCAACAACAGGAUGGAAACGCCACUUGAUUUAGCAGCUCUGUAUGGACGCUUGGAAGUAGUGAAACUUCUUCUCAAUGCACAUCCUAAUUUGUUGAGCUGCCACACACGCAAGCAAACCCCUCUUCAUCUGGCUGCUCGCAAUGGGCAUCGAGCAGUUGUCCGUGUCUUGCUGGAUGCUGCUAUGGAUAUCAAUUACCAGACAGAAAAAGGAAGUGCGUUACAUGAAGCUGCCUUGUAUGGAAAGACUGAUGUGGUACAGGUGCUCCUAGAUGCAGGAAUUGAUAUCAGCAUCACAGAUAACAAGGGAAUGACAGCACUGGACGUUGUACAAGAGGUGCCUUCACAAAAGAGCCAGCAGAUAUCAUCUCUUAUCCAGGGCCACAGUGCAACCAGGCAACCCGCAAAAGAUCCAGAUCCAGAACCAGCAGCCAAACCUAGUACAUCUGUCUGUAUAGAUUCACAUGCAGGUGGAAUGCAGAGAGCACUCUUGGAUUUGCGGUUGGACUUGGACAGCAUCUCGCUGACGGAGUCUCCUUAUGAAGCACUCUAUAACGCCUCCUCCUGCCACUCUUUGGAUAGCAUAUGCAGUGGACGAUCCUCUGAUAGGGACUCUCUGUGCCGUGAAAUUGCAAAAACACGAAGGAAGGAACGACCACCUCCACCUGCUAAACCUCCACCAGAAGAAGAUGAAGACUUUGAGAGGAGACAGAAUGCAGGUGCUAACCGGGAUGCUCAUGCACAUGUUAGUCGGGAAGAAGAGAACCCCUAUGAGCUCCUGCUUACUGCCGAGACCAAAAAGCCUGAUGAUCAAGGGCUAAUGCAUUUGGAAGGGGAUAAUGCUAACUCCCAGCCUCAGGUCAGAGCGCGUCACCCUGCACACGCACAUGAUCCAUCUUCUCCUGCAAAUCGCCGUGGUUCUUCUGAUUUGUCCAGUGGUCAUUCUGAAGGGGAAUCGCAUGCAUCUGAGAGGCCAAACAGUGGGCAGCGGAGGAGUAGUUCAGGGGGUUGGAGUUUGACGUCUGCUGACAGCUCUGACUCCCAUCUGCUUCAGCACUUCUCUGGGCUCCUUCAUGGUUCUUCUCCAGUGUGUGAAGUCCGAGAUCCGCCUGUACCCUGUGAACCCUCCAGCAUGGACAGCUGUAGAAACGGUGCUGCCUCUCGCAUGGAGUUGCCACUUCGUCGUAGUCUGUCCAAGUCUGAUUCGGACCUGUUAACAUGUUCACCCCCAGCAGUUGGUGAGGGAGAAGACUGGAACCGCAGCGAGUCUCUCACCAACUGUGCAGCUGGGGGCAGCAAGAAAAGACUAGAGAAGUCCCCUUCCUUCACUUCAGAGUGGGAUGAGCAGAGGCUCCAGUUGGCCCCAGAAUCUUCCCCCAAGCAAUACAUCGAUAAGAUAAUGAGUUCCAUUGGUCAGGGUAUAGAGUUUUCCCAAGAGCAACAGGUCAUAGCAGGAUCCCGUGGACCAGGUCAGAGUGUAGCUCAGUGGUUAGACGCUCUUGGUCUCCUGCAAUAUGAGAGCAAGUUUGUGCUAAAUGGAUUUGAUGAUGUGCGCUUCCUGACAGACAAUAUAUUGGAAGAUCAGGACCUUGUAGAUAUUGGAGUCACAGAUGUGGAACAUCGUCGCCGACUUCUUCAGGCAGCCCAUUUUUUACCAAAGCCAUUCCCGCUGUCGUGGGAUCAGUCUGUAACCUCAUGGCUGCGUAAUCUUUCCCUCCAGCAGUAUGCUUCCAGUUUUUUAAGCAGCGGCUAUACCUCUAUGGAUACGCUUCGAAGUUUGUGGGAACUUGAGAUUGUCAAUGUGCUAAAAGUUAAUUUAUUGGGACACCGAAAAAGAAUCUUGGCCUCGCUUGCAGAAAGACCAUGUGAGGAUCCUCCUCAGAAACCACCUCGAUUCUCACAGUUACGGAGUCAUGAUAUUCUCCCUCGGUCUAUGCCAUCCAUUCCAUUUGGUGAGCAGGAUGCCGGACUAGAUUCUGGAAGAAGUAGGAUAGAAGGCGCAGAAAGCAGGGAGCACCACAAAGUGGUGGCAUCUACAAAAGAGGAUGAAUCUAGGUUAACGUUAAGACCUCCAAAUUCAGCCACCUCAUAUGCACCUCUACAGAACUGGCAGCACCAACCGGAAAAGCUAAUUUUUGAGUCCUGCAGUUAUGAAUCCAGUUAUUUAGGAUCAAUGCAAAUCAAAGAUUUAAGAGGGACAGAGUCCACCCAAGAUGCCUGUGCCAAAAUGAGGAAGUCCACGGAGCAGAUGAAAAAAACUCCAAGAAUCACUCUUUCCAUCAGCUACAAGGGUGUCAAGUUUAUUGAUGCAUCAAAUCAGAAUGUAAUAGCAGAACAUGAAAUUCGAAACAUAUCCUGUGCGGCUCAGGAUCCUGAAGACUUAUGCACCUUUGCCUAUAUUACAAAGGACCUGCAGACCAGCCACCAUUACUGCCAUGUGUUCAGCACUGCCGAUGUGAACCAGGCCUAUGAAAUAAUUCUGACCUUAGGCCAGGCUUUUGAAGUUGCAUAUCAGUUGGCCAUUCAGGCACAGAAAUCCCGUCUUCCUGAAGCUGUUGUCUCCCGACCAUCAAAGCCGGUUCCCAAGCCACGUGGCAGCAUAAGGAGGCAAAAUACCGAACCAGUAGAAUGUGAGCAGCCUGCCGCCUCUCAUAGUAGUGUGGCAUGGACAGUGGACCCCAAGCAGUAGACAUGAGCCUGCAUCAAAGUUCUGGACGACGUAUUGCAGUCGAUGGACCUCUGCAGUUCUUGAUUUUUCCUCCAAUACCACCUCUACUAGGAAAAGAAGAUAUAACCAGAGCCUUGACUGACUCAAAAAAUGGAAUGGCCCUGUACCAGUUAAAAAAUGUCAAACUUGUCAGUGGCUUUUAAAAGGGAUCAGUUAUUUUCCCUCCCUCUGUUGUUUUUCCAAGGAAACCUUAAGGAUAUGCAGGGAAAGAGAUUGAAGUCAACUCUUCCUUUAACAAGACUCUCAAACAUGUGUUUGAAUUCCAGCAGUCACAAGACUGCUAUGUGCCCCAUACCAUUUUUUUUUUUUUUUUCUGGGGAUAACUGCACAGUUACUCCUGUCACAACUAAUGUAGCACUUUUGAGGAUGAUGGUAGUAGUUCAGGAGCCCAUUGAAGGCAUUGUGAGGCUUUUUUUUAUUAUUGAUAGAUUUGGAACAGGAGUACACGAACAACCCUCCACUUAUAUUCAAACUAGCGGUAUGGUAGUAGUUGUACUGAAUUUUACUAAAUAUUCAGGCAUGAGUUAGGGCUUUGAGUGUAAAAAUAAAGCUGGUCUUAAAGAUCCUGGAACUGGAUCAACUAGUCCUUAAAGCAUCUAAAUGGUGCUGGCCGUUAAGCUGUAAGAUGUAGGGGAUACUUACAUUCUCUUUGGUAAAUUUGUUUCCUGUGCUAUUACAUAUGUUAAAAAUGCCAAGCAUUGUGCUUCACACAGAUGUCUACAAAGGGCCAUGUAACUGGACUUUAUGCAGUCAUCCUAUUUUUUUCUUUUUUUUAUGGAGCAGUUGGGUGUUAGUUUGUAUCUAUUUAGGAGGGUACAUUUUUUCUAUCAUCAAUCCUCCUUUUUACAUGACCAUAUCUAAUUGGGCAAGAUUGGCAUUUUUUUCAAUUUUUUUUUCUUCUCUACAUGAAACAGAAAAGUCGCAGCUCUUCCAACCUGGUGACUUGCUCAUUCCCUAGAAGAGUUCAGCUCUGGAAGAACAUUGUGUAUUUUGCCUGCCCAAAGGAACUUCAGUAUAUCUGGCGCUACUGAUGUGCCAUCUGUACCACCACACUAACAUUUUUAGUCAGUACUAGUUUAAAGCUGCUAUAUAUUAUCCUGUAUUUAUCUUCUAGUGAAUGAUUUAUUUUUUUUAAGUGAUAUUUGGAUAUGCAUUUGAUGACUGGUACAAUCGACCUUUGUUCCUUAACAAUGUGGAUUCUAGCCUUAGAGAUGUAAUGAAUUAAUAAGUUGCUCUCCUGAAGAUACAGUAGUGGUUGUUCCAUAUAGAGUCCCUUGCCACACCCUGUCCUUUUAAACUUGCUGGAUCAUGGUCUGAUAUGGCAGAAGAUGUCUGCACAUGGAUAAUGAAUGCAUUGAACUUUAAUCACGCUGAAUAUCUCUAUACAUGGAUAAUGAGCACUGAUGUAUAUUAAGGCUGGGAUUCUUACUUUGAUUAUAUGCUGCGCUGUAUAAAAAAAAAAUCUUUACACUAACAAGAAACUGUAAAAUAGCUACGCAACUCGGUACGGAAAAUGUGUGUUCGAUAAUGAAGACGGUACAGUUCAGUGCUAAAUAUUUUUUCAUCAUACCUUGAUGAGUAUAUGUUCACAUAACCAAGGACUUUAAUGGUUAUAAUUUCCUUUCAUAAGCGGUUCUCUUCUCAAUGUUGUAAACCCAUCUAUCUGCCAUACAACAUAAACAUGGGUAAAAUUAAAUGGAGCCAAUCUCUUAAAUGAAAUCACAGCCACUAAAAUGCUCAGACUUUUUAGGGUGCAGGCUGAACUGGGGGAAACACUUUUCUGUAUGCACCUGUAAAUGGGCAAGUUCAAGCCAGAGAAAAUGUUUAUAUUUUAUUGUUACAAACUCUCGACACUUGGUGUUCCUUUAUUUUUUAUUUUUUUAUACAAGGGCUUAUAAACUCAAGCACUUUUGCUGUUUCCAUGAUAUAUCUUAGUGGAGUUUCAGUCACCAUUUUAUCUCAGAGCUCAAUGGACAGUACACAGAUUAUAAAAGCUCACCGUUCACCCUCCAGUAUAUGGUAACCAUGGUUUCAUGGAAGAUACUUGGACCUUGUGUUGUGUUCAGCACCAAUCCAAGUGUUCUGUUUCUUGGGCCGCAGUUAAAGAACUACAAUGAUUACUAUUUGUAUCCAGACUUUUUUGCAUAACCCCAUUAUUAUGUUUGAUCAUUUUCAGUCAUUUCCUUAAUCAUCAGCAGCUUUAGAUGUUUAAAACUAAAAAUGCUGCCUAAGAACAGGUUCCCACAAGGUCUCUGAUAUUACUGCUUUAUCCAGCACAGCCUUUUGUGAGCUCCUGUAAUAUUGGUUUCACAUCUCAACUGACGUACAAGGCUGUGCUCCAACUACGAGUGAUCUGUCUUGUGAGAGUGCUCUUAAAGGCCUCUGAAUUUCUGGACAGGGCAAGCCAAGCAAAACCACAGGCUAGUAACGGUAAUAACUCGUCAUGCCUGCUCAUUGGGAGACCCCCCCCCUUUUUUUUUAUUAAAGCGUUAAAUCCACAGAUUGGUUCAGUGUAUGGCCCUAUGUAUAAGAACAUAUCAGCACACCAGGCCCUUAGUGAUCUCAACAGCCCAUUAUUUUAAAGCAAUCCUAAAUUUUAAUUAGACAAGAGUUUUUCUGUAACAUUUAGGGAAACUCCGUUUUCACUAACUGCUGAGCUCUGUUUUAAAGAGUGGUUAACUGGAUCUUGUGCCUGAAGACACAUGGAAGCAUGCCUGUGUGUACGAAAUCUCAUAAUAAUUCAUGUUUUUGGCAAGUGGUACAUGUGAAUUAUUCUUUUUAUUUUUCAAUUAAAGGUUAGUAUUGGUAAAUAAUAGCAUAAAAAUAGUUGGUUUAGUUUUUGUAUAUAUUUUUUUCAUUUUUAAGUAAAAGUAAACUCUUGGCUUUUUGAUUCCCCUUAGCCAAAGUGAACUUUUCAAAACUGAUUUGUGCAGAUUUUCUACCCAGGUAAAAUAUUAGACACACAAUGAAAACACACGGUCUCGACUGCUAAACAAAGUAAGAUACCCUUAUGUCUAUAAUUAUGAAUAGUUAAAGGUAGCACAUUAUAUCAUUGGAGUGUGCUUUUAAGUGUUACUAACAUCUAGUCUGUUUUACAAACAUAUCUGCUUGGCUUCAGUUGAGAUUUCAGGCAUCUAUUUGGAAGCAGUGGGUCUGCAUGUAUCUGAUAUGUGUUCCUGACCACACGUGUGGUAGGAAUUAAGAAAAGAUGGGGCUUUGAACACAAGUUGACUGUGCCACUCAGCUGCCAGGUGUAUAUAUUUCUUUGUUGCACUUCCUUUUCUGCCUUUCUCACAUUUUAUUAGCUUGCUUUAAAUCUCAUAAUUUUCUUUUCAUUAGUCUUCUUUUAUGUGUAAUGCAGCUUUCUGGUAUGGAAAAUUGAACUUGUUUUUGUGUAAAAAAAAAUAAGCCAUACUGCUGGGAAAUCUGAUUAAAAUUGUGCUGUUGCAACCGAUUUUUAUUUUUCCAACCCAUACAGUUUUAUGGAUUUGGUCACAUGUAAUUCAUAUACAAUAAAAUUGUGACUAAAAUAAGAACUUACUGGUACAGUAGUUCCCUACUACAGACAUGUUGGCUAGAAAGCCAAUAAAAGUUUAAUCUUGAUUAUUUUAAUAGUUUUUGACAUAUGGUGUAGAAAUAUUUUCUGUUUCAGUGAAGGUUAAGUAUUUUCAUCUUUAAGAUGUUUCCUAUUGCCUUUUUGAAUAGCUUUUCUUCAAAGUUGACCUGUGGUGCAUAUAGAGCAAUAACUCCUUUUGCCUGGUGCUAUGUUUAUGGAGUAAGUGGUCCAGACGGUUGAGCAUAGCAAUUUCUCAUACCCUUCUGUUACUACAUUCCUGCCCAAAUACAGCAUUUGUACCAUCUACAGCAUAAUUUUAAAAUGGGCAGGAAUUAUGUAUACAAGGAGAAACCAAACCGAAAAUGAUUUCUAAACGUGCCUUCUUGGACCCUUAAAUUUUGAGUGUGAACGUUGAGGUUUGUAUACAGAUGUAUAAUGUAGCUAAAUUGGCACAACUGGUCUAAUUAUCACAGACACAUGCAUGAUAGAAACACAGCCCCAACUCAUUUUGUUUUGAAUUUUUUUUUUUUUCUAAAACUUGCUGCCAUUUUGUUUCAUCUUUAUGCAUAUGCAAGACAUAUAAAUGUAAUGGUGAUAAACCUGCUAGACCAGAUGAUCAUGCCAUAUUUUCUCUUGUAAUUUGUAAUAUGACUGCAAGUCAUUUUAGAGGCCUCAAUCCAUAGCAGUCAUAUAUAAUAUAUUCUUUAUUUUCCAUGUUUACAGCUAAGCAGUAAAGUAAUUAAGGUUGGCAUGAAGAUUGUGUCUCUGUGAUAUCAUUGUGUGGCAGCAUGGUUUAUAUUCCAGCAUGUCUGCAUGACACUGGAGUAAUAAAACCUGUGGUGUGCAUAAUGGCUGCAUCUACUCAUAGGGAUCAGUUUCUGCUUGACACUCUUUCCAAUCACAUUUGUGAAACAGAAAAUGAAAACGCCCGUCUGCACUUUACAUUAAGGGAAACGGGGUACAGAAGUUGAUUAACAUGUUUCUCAUGGCUAAACUUUGUAUGGCAUUGAAAAUUAGUGAAGGGACUUGGAACUGUACAACCAUCUAGAAACAAAUUCAUCAAGUGGAUAGGCCCAAUAACUUUUUCUUAUUAUAACACUUUUACAUAUGAAUGUGCUGUAUUAUACUCUUUUAAUUGUUUGGCUUGAAUAGUACAUGUUUGUGUAUGUAUGAGCAGAUGUUCUUAGAAUGCAUAUUGGGAACAAAUAUUUGACAAUUCACACUAAUUUAUUCAUAUUUGAUAACUCUUUGGGAGUUUGGAAUCCUAGACUGCUGUUUAAUUGUAAUAAUAAUCUUUAUAAGUACUGUUAAACUUUUUUUGUUUUCAGGCCCAUUGGUUCUCAUCUUGCCAAUGUUCAUGUAUGUAAUGUCUCUUAGAUUUUUGUUUUCUACACAAAAGGGUACUUGUCCCUUGUAUGGCUGUUAUUGUGAGCGAUUUCCAUUUCUCCAAGGGCUUUACUGCCCCGCAGCUUGCACGUCUGAAUAUACUGGAGUGAAAUCUCAUCUGGAAUGAUCCCAAUAUUUAACCUUUGUACUAAGAUACUUGAAUGGUUUGCGUGAUGAAGGCUAAUCACUUUUAUUCUUUGUCUUUGUAAUGAACAAACUAUGGUGGCCGCAAGCAGCCUCCAGCAUGAGCAUCACUGAAUCCUGCUGUGGGAGGAGCCACUGUACAUAAUGCCAGCCUUACUCAUAAGGCCUUUUGGUAUUUUCUUAUGUGUACGACAUUAGAGCAAUUAAUAAAUGAAAAAAAAAAAUGUUUUAGGAC
Rana temporaria (common frog) is the source of this 8667-nucleotide messenger RNA. RefSeq names its product ankyrin repeat and sterile alpha motif domain containing 1A (gene ANKS1A). The transcript is spliced from 28 exons. Gene Ontology annotation, cellular component: cytosol. Gene Ontology annotation, molecular function: protein binding. The record is from RefSeq and is a predicted model, not a curated record. Bases 56 to 3307 code for a protein of 1083 amino acids. NCBI's taxonomy places the organism in Eukaryota, Metazoa, Chordata, Amphibia, Anura, Ranidae.